GGCUGUCAUCGCCCACGUUCCCUCCAUCAAAGGCAAGGAAAGGAAAAUUCCAAAAUAACAAUAAUUGAAAAAAAAAAGGAAAGAAGAAGGAGAUCAUGGAAGAGAACCAAUCCCAACUUUCUCCACGUCUAUACUUCUCUUUCUCUUCACUCAUGACCGAACUCUCGGAACCCUAACCUAACCCUUACCCUAACCCUAGACUCGCCAAUGCCCGUCGUUGCCGCUGCGGAGAGAGGAUGAGGAACGCCGAGAGACAAGCGCCGCCGUCGUUCUUCUUCCGGAUGAGGAUUUGCCUCCGGCGCCCGACGAACCUCUUCUUCGCCUUCCUCUGCCUCUCUUGCGUCGUCUUCCUCGUCCCCCUCGUUCUCCUCUCAAACUUCCCCGUCGAUAUCUCAGCCUCUCGCUCGCGGAAGGAGUUAAUCGGUGAUAUCUCCGGCAUCGUGAAGAACUUCUCCCUCGGGCACCCUUCAGAUGUUCUGACGCUCAAGCAGGAAACUGAUGGUGGAGUGAAAGAACCCACCGGAAUUGUUUAUAAGGAUAGGGAUUAUCGUGAUCCAGCGAGCAGUCGGAAUACUACUGUUCAUAACACGAAUUUGGGGGAAACAAAUGGUGAACUGGAUGGCUCACCAUUUGGCAACGGCAUAGGUGGCGAACGUAAACAAGAGAAUGCUGAAGAUUUUAAUGGUGGAAAGAAGCCAGGGCCAUCUAACCGCGCAACAACUGGAGAACACAAUGAGGGAGCCCGCUCUCAGCCAGUGAUAAGCGAUAAGAUAUGGCAGAUGGAAGAUCAGCUAAUCAUGGCCAAGGCUUACCUGCAGUUUGCUCCACCAACUAGCAACCCCCAUGUGGUACGAGAGCUGAAGCAAAGGAUAAAAGAGAUAGAAAGGGUACUUAAUCAAGCCAAGAAAGAUUCAGACUUGUCUAGGAGAUCUUUGCAGAAAAUUGAAGCCAUGGAAGUAACUUUGUCCAAAGCCGAGAAGUCUUAUCCAGAUUGCUCUUCUAUGGCAUCAAAGCUACGUGCCAUGACAUACAAUACUGAAGAGCAGCUUAGAGCACAUCAGAAACAAGCUUCAUAUUUUAUCCAGCUUGCUGGCAGGACCUUCCCCAAAGGGCUUCACUGCCUAUCACUGCAGCUUACUACAGAAUACUUCACAAUGCAGCCUGAGGAGCGUGACUUGCUCAAUAGACAUAAUGAGCAGAAACCGGAUCUCUAUCAUUAUGCUAUUUUCUCAGACAAUAUGCUAGCAUGUGCGGUAGUUGUGAACUCUACCAUCUCUAAGUCUAAGGAACCAGAGAAAAUUGUCUUUCAUGUGGUGACUGAUUCGCUGAAUUUUCCAGCAAUGAUGAUGUGGUUUUCACUGAACCCUCCUGGUCAAGCCACGAUUCAGAUACAAAGCUGGGAUGAUUUUAAAUGGCUACCUGCUAGCUUCAGUUCAAUGUUUAAGCAGCCUGGUGUAAAUGACCUAAGAUACACUUCAGCACUCAACCACCUACGUUUCUAUUUGCCAGAGAUCUUCCCUUCCCUAGAUAAAGUUUUACUUUUGGACCAUGAUGUGGUGGUGCAGAGAGAUCUUAGAGAGUUGUGGAGCAUAAAUAUGAAGGGUAAAAUAAACGGAGCUGUUGAGACAUGUAGAGAAGGAGAGGCAUUUAAUCUGUUGGAAAUGCUGGUUAACUUCUCUGAUCCAGUUAUAGCAAGUAGUUUUGAUGCCAAGGCAUGCGUAUGGGCAUUUGGAAUGAAUAUGUUUGAUCUAAAAGAGUGGCGAAGACAAGAUUUAAGCAGGAUUUAUCAUAAUUGGCUUCAAGCGGGAAAGGGGCGGCACUUAUGGAAGGCAGGAAGCCUGCCAUUGGGUCAGCUGAUCUUCUACAACCAAACAGUGCCUCUGGACCGGUGGUGGCAUGUGCUUGGGCUUGGUCACGACUCCAGCAUAUCAAGGAGGGACGUCGAGAAAGCAGCGGUCAUUCAUUAUGAUGGAAACAUGAAGCCAUGGCUUGAGAUUGCUAUUGAUAAGUACAGAGGUUACUGGAACAAGUUUCUCGACUACAAUAACCCUUACUUGCAACAAUGCAACAUUCACGGGUAGUUAUCGCAUUGAUAACAGACUCCCUUCCAUUGAUUACACAACCCCCCUUUUCUUACAAGUCUCCUCUGUAAAUUUUCUUUCAUCAUUUUUUCUUCCUCCUCACCAUACCCAAUAUUGCCAUAGCUAAGCCAAUUUUUAAAUAAACCUCAAUGGAAUAAGCGUUUUCUAGAGAGGUUUGCGUUUUCUUUUGACCAACUUCAUGUGUCAGAACCAGAAUCACCUGUACAUUGAGGUAGAAUCAUAGCUUAGCCAAUUUUUUCUUAUCCCAUCUUUUUGGUGGAUAACGGGAGGAUAUCUGAAGUUUAGAUCUCCACUGAAAACAGCUUGAGAAAUUGCUAUGCAAUAAAUUUGAUACGUUACUGCUUCA
Elaeis guineensis (African oil palm) is the source of this 2448-nucleotide messenger RNA. Its product is annotated as probable galacturonosyltransferase 6. The record is from RefSeq and is a predicted model, not a curated record. Lineage: Eukaryota; Viridiplantae; Streptophyta; Magnoliopsida; Arecales; Arecaceae. Gene Ontology annotation, molecular function: polygalacturonate 4-alpha-galacturonosyltransferase activity.